AUGUGGAUUGUCAACUGGUUCUAUGAUGUGCUGUCCUCCUUGGGACUGCUCAACAAGCACGCAAAGCUGCUCUUCUUGGGUCUCGACAAUGCCGGAAAGACUACUCUGCUUCACAUGCUGAAGAACGACCGUGUCGCUAUCCUCCAGCCCACUCUUCACCCCACAUCUGAGGAGCUUGCCAUUGGCAACGUUCGAUUCACCACCUUCGAUCUCGGCGGUCACCAGCAGGCACGACGUAUCUGGCGCGACUACUUCCCCGAGGUCAACGGCGUUGUCUUCCUUGUCGACGCCAAGGACCACGAGCGAUUCGGUGAAGCCAAGGCCGAGCUCGACGCCCUCCUGUCCAUGGAGGAGCUCUCCAAGGUUCCCUUUGUCAUUCUCGGCAACAAGAUCGACCAUCCCGAUGCUAUCUCUGAGGACGAGAUGCGACACCAGCUCGGCCUUUACCAGACAACCGGCAAGGGCAAGGUCCCUCUCGAGGGUAUUCGACCUAUCGAGCUCUUCAUGUGCUCAGUGGUUAUGCGACAAGGCUACGGCGAAGGUAUACGCUGGUUGUCGCAGUACGUAUAA
Messenger RNA from Fusarium odoratissimum NRRL 54006, 570 nucleotides. RefSeq names its product small COPII coat GTPase. NCBI's taxonomy places the organism in Eukaryota, Fungi, Ascomycota, Sordariomycetes, Hypocreales, Nectriaceae. Gene Ontology annotation, biological process: membrane organization; intracellular protein transport; endoplasmic reticulum to Golgi vesicle-mediated transport. Gene Ontology annotation, cellular component: COPII vesicle coat; endoplasmic reticulum exit site. The record is from RefSeq and is a predicted model, not a curated record. The coding region runs from base 1 to 570 and encodes 189 amino acids. Gene Ontology annotation, molecular function: GTP binding; GTPase activity. The transcript has 5 exons.